Molecule: messenger RNA, 1618 nt
Organism: Cuscuta campestris
Lineage: Eukaryota; Viridiplantae; Streptophyta; Magnoliopsida; Solanales; Convolvulaceae
Source: the annotation of a GenBank genome assembly
CCAAUUAUAUAUGUAUGUACGACCCGAAUUCCUCGAUCCUAAUUUGGCUAUAAUUGUUCUUCCCCGGUUCUCUGGCAACGACUAUGGUGCGAGCUGUGAAGCGCGAAGUGGAGAGUUCUCGGAGUGGAAGCCGGCGAGGAGAUGCGGAGGGUAGCAAUGGCGACAGCCACCAUAACACUUCUGGGGAAGAAGACACUCUCGACCGCAGAGUUCUUAGAUCUCGAUAUCUCAAUGUUAAGACCCGGAUUUGUGAUGUGAAAGAUGAUCUAUCCAAGUUUGAUUCAGAUACAUUUAGUACAAUAUUUGAAGAAGUUGAAAAGCUACAUGAAAAAGUACAAAACCCCAGAGAACAAGUUGCAGAUGCUGAAACACUGUUGGAUAUCACAAACAGUUUAGUAACCUCUGUUAAGGCACAUGGAAAUGAAGGAGUGACCCCUUUGGAUUUUGUUACUUGUUUGCUUACACAGUUUGGCGAUCAAAUGGGUCAUAGGUCUAGAUCUGAUGAGAGUCAAAAUUCUAUUCGCUGGAAGGAAGUUGGCCAUGCUGUGUCUGAUGUGUUCAAGAGUGCCCCGGGAUGUUGUACAAUGAUUGGGCCUAUGUCAACUGAAGUUAAGCUAAGAAAGGUUGCAGUACAAAGAAAACGUGUAAAGCCUACAGGAAAUGAACGGCCGGAGAAGCUUCCAGAUGCAUCAGAAAAAAGUACUGACACAGACAAAAAUAUGGCAACAAUGUUCCAAAUCUUAAGGAAACACAAGAAGGUCAAACUUGAAGUAUUGCUGCUGAAUAGAAGAUCAUUUGCACAAACAAUUGAAAAUCUGUUUGCUCUAUCUUUUCUGGCUAAAGAUGGAAGGGCUGAAAUAAGAGUUGAUGAGAAGGGUGUUCACACUGUUUCACCAAAGAAUGCCCCUUCUGCUGAUGCAGUUCUCUCUGGAAAUGUUUCCUAUAGCCAUUUUGUUUUCAGAUUUGACUUUAAAGAUUGGAAGCAAAUGAUGGCUUCUGUUGUGGAAGGGGAGGAACUAAUGCCUCACAGAAACAAAGACGUCCAAACUGCCCGUGAAGCACCGCAGAGGAAUGCUGAAGGCGAGACCGAAAGAGAGACAAGUACACCGAUAAGGAAGUUGUCUAGGAACAGAGGUCUGGUUUUACAGGAGCAGCAGGUAGUGGUGGAUGAGUCCCCUGAGGCUGGUGUUGACUCUGGAAGAGCCACCGCGGCUGCCGCCAGUAGAAAAGGUAAGCGCAAGUUAGAGAAUUGGGGUUAGGGGAGGAGGGGUGCUUGGCCAAAAGCCUAUAACUACAUUAUAUUGGCUUGUUUUGGGAAUUCAUAUGGUGCUCAAUGUCUUGUUGACAUUAAUUAGUAGUGGCUUUUGGUUUGUAGAGAGACUUGUUCUUUUUACAGUAGGUUAGUUUGUGUGUAACUUGUGUGGUUCUUCUUCUAACAAUUUCUGUAGUGCUUACUUUGACUAUUGUAAUUUGUAGAAGUGAAGUUUUUGGGUUGCCCAUGCACAUCUUUUUUUUCUUCCCUUCAGAUUUACAGCGAUUCUUCUUCAUUUUGGGACAUCAAUUUUUGGGAAAACAGGAAGAAUCAAUUACACAAAUUUAAGAAAAUAAGGUUGUAUGU